Messenger RNA from Larimichthys crocea (large yellow croaker), 1926 nucleotides. It is a transcript of the gene degs1, whose product is annotated as delta(4)-desaturase, sphingolipid 1. Gene Ontology annotation, molecular function: sphingolipid delta-4 desaturase activity. NCBI's taxonomy places the organism in Eukaryota, Metazoa, Chordata, Actinopteri, Sciaenidae. Gene Ontology annotation, biological process: ceramide biosynthetic process. The coding region runs from base 226 to 1197 and encodes 323 amino acids. Gene Ontology annotation, cellular component: membrane. The record is from RefSeq and is a predicted model, not a curated record. The transcript is spliced from 3 exons.
AGAUUAACACAGUCACACUCACUCCGUGGGCCGGCCAGCACAUGCCCGCUGUGGGAGGAGCUGCAGGGCAGGCUGAGCACAGCUGAGCCCAGUUCACAGUGCGAGCAGCAAGGGAAGAGGAGAAGUGCAGAGGAGAGGAGGGGAAGCAGCAGCAGCAGCAAAGGUUCUCGUUUUUAAACGACCCAGUGAGAGGAAGAGAAGUGCUUUAGCACAGUGACCGUGAAGAUGGGGAACCAGGUGGCACGGGAGGACUUCGAAUGGGUGUACACGGACCAGCCGCACGCCGACAGGAGGAAAGAGAUCCUGGCCAAAUACCCAGAAAUCAAGUCUUUGAUGGGUCCUGACCCGAGGCUGAAGUGGGUUGUGUGCAUGAUGGUGGUUAUACAGUUUAUAGCUUUCUACCUGGUCAAAGACUUGGACUGGAAAUGGGUUUUGUUUUGGACUUAUGCCUUUGGCAGCUGUAUCAACCACUCAAUGACCCUUGCCAUUCAUGAGGUCUCCCACAACACUGCCUUUGGAAACAACAGGGCCAUGUGGAACCGCUACUUUGCCAUGUUUGCCAACCUGCCCAUCGGCCUGCCCUACUCUGCGUCCUUCAAACGCUACCACCUGGACCAUCACCGCUACCUGGGAGGAGAUGGCAUAGAUGUAGACAUUCCCACUGACUUUGAGGGCUGGUUCUUUUGCACUCGCAUCCGCAAGUUCAUGUGGAUUAUUCUGCAGCCGCUGUUCUAUGCCUUCAGGCCCCUGUGCAUCAACCCCAAACCCGUCAGUCAGCUGGAGGUGGUCAACAUCUCCGUCCAGCUCACCUUCAAUGUCCUACUCUACUGGCUGUGGGGGGCCAAGCCAGUGUUCUACAUGAUGGCCGGCUCCCUGCUGGGGAUGGGCUUGCACCCCAUCUCUGGUCACUUCAUAGCUGAGCACUACAUGUUCCUCAAGGGCCAUGAGACCUACUCUUACUAUGGCUCCCUCAACCUGCUCACCUUCAACGUGGGCUACCACAAUGAGCACCACGACUUCCCCAGCAUCCCAGGACGCAGGCUGCCCAUGGUGAAGAAAAUAGCAGCAGAGUAUUACGACGAUCUGCCUCAGUACACGUCAUGGCUGAGGGUCCUGUACGACUUCAUCAUGGAUGACACACUGAGCCCGUACUCUCGAGUCAAGAGAAGGCUGAAGGGAGAUGUCAAACAGGAGUAACCUCACCUGGAGCUUCUUAGGAACAGCGUGACAGCAGCCCAGCUCACCGUCCUCCCACCUUAACGGCUUCUGCAUAUUAAUACAUUCUGCGUUUCAAAUAAGGGUGGCCAUCGUGUACAUGAGUGUGCUUUUCCUCCACAACACAACAUAGUUUCAGUUAUUUGUUAACCAGGUUGUUAGUGUGAUUACAGGCCGCACACAGUACUGGUUGCACAAAGAAAGUUCAAAUAAAUAGCUCCACAUGACAUGGACAUUUAAUUUGCUAUAUAUUCUGAACUAUCAGAUGAAUUGCUAAGAAUCUUUGUACGUGUUCAUGUCCCUGUCAGAAUGAAUUGUAAUCACUUUAGUGAUCUGCAGACCUUUAAAAUUUUUCAUUUAAAGGGUCUUAUAAAAACUUGUGCCUUACAAAGACCUUUUUGCUAAAACAUUAAUAAGUCAGACUAGAGAAGUAUUUCUAAGGUAUGGCUGGAUAUAAUAUGUCAUUUCUCACUGUAGAACAGUAAACACUGUCUUCUGUUUGCUGCUUGGCUGCAGCUAAAAUGAACUAUUUGUGUUUAGACAAAGCUUUGUUGAAUACUUUGUUCUGAUUGGUCAAUUGCAGCUUCCUGUGGUCUGUCAUUUCUGUAUAAGAGGCUGCUAAUAUGGACAGUCCUAAACAUAGACUCUGGAGGACCAUGCCGGAAGCAAUAAAAUAAUUUUCAAAUCAAUAAAAUCACUUUUUAAUCAGUA